Messenger RNA from Daucus carota subsp. sativus, 1658 nucleotides. Its product is annotated as wax ester synthase/diacylglycerol acyltransferase 5. The record is from RefSeq and is a predicted model, not a curated record. Gene Ontology annotation, biological process: triglyceride biosynthetic process. Bases 57 to 1472 code for a protein of 471 amino acids. Gene Ontology annotation, cellular component: plasma membrane. The transcript is spliced from 5 exons. Gene Ontology annotation, molecular function: diacylglycerol O-acyltransferase activity. Lineage: Eukaryota; Viridiplantae; Streptophyta; Magnoliopsida; Apiales; Apiaceae.
CAACAACAUCAUUUAUCCCUCUCGGUGUUAAAAAUUACUAGUAGUUGAAUUGAAAUAUGGAUACUGGCGAAGAUCUUCUGGAGCCUGUGAGUCCAACAGGACAAUACUUAAACAGCUCAGUGUUAUCCCUCUCUAUCUUGAGUGUUCUGGAAUCCGAAACUCCGAUUCAUGAUGACCAUUUUCGGUAUCUGUCGAUCCUCAGGGAUGAUUUUUUACCCGUUAACUCACGCUUCUCGUCAAUUAUGGUUGCAGAAAAGAAUGGAAUACAGAAAUGGAAGAAGGUUGAGGUCAAUCUUGAUGAUCAUGUAAUAGUCCCCGCUCUACCAAGAGGAAUGUCACCAGAAUUUUACGACGAGUAUCUCCUGAACUAUCUGUCAAAACUAGGCAUGGAUCCACUUCCGGAGACCAGGCCUCUAUGGGAAGUUCAUUUAUUCAAGUAUCCAACUCGCAAUGCAGCUGGAAGUAUUAUAGCUAAGUUUCAUCAUUCUCUCGGAGAUGGAUAUUCUCUUUUAGGGGCACUUCUGUCAUGUCUAAGAAGACUGGACAAUCCUUCUAUUCCUUUAUCAUUUCCGUCACUUCAAACAUCAAACUCUUCAAAACGCGGUGAUUAUAGCCUCAUUACAAGAAGUGUGAGACGUAUUCCCCAGGUUUCAUCUUGGAUUGCUAACACUGUAGUAGACUUUGGAGCCAGCCUUCUGAAGAGCAGCUUUGUUAAAGAUGUUGAGUCACCUAUUCGAUCCCUACAUGACGGAGUCGAGUACCUGCCCAUGGCUUUCACUACCAUAGAAUUCUCUAUGGAUGCUAUCAAGAUCAUCAAAAACAAACUCAAAAUGACAAUAAAUGAUGUGAUCACCGGAAUAAUAUUACUUGGAAGCCGAUUGUACAUGGAAGGAGAAAUGAUGAACUCGGGCAAAUCAAAUUCAAAUGCACUGGUGCUAAUGAACACCAGAAAUUUAGGUGGUUACAAGUCAGUAGGUGAGAUGGUAAAUCCUAAGGCGAAUACAUCACUCUGGGGUAACCAUUUUGCAUUUUUACACGUUCCCCUGCCCAAAUUAAGCACCGCCAGUCUGUCAAAUCCAGUGAAUUUUGUCUAUGAAGCACAUAAAAUUAUCAAGAGGAAGAGAAAUAAUGCCGCGGUUCUGCUGACAGGAGCCCUUUUAGAGAAACUCAGAGAACUUAGAGGCCCUGAGACUGCAGCUAAAUACAUCCACAACACAUUGAGGAACUCUAGCAUAACCAUCACCAACCUAAUUGGACCUGUUGAGAAGAUGAGUGUGGAUGAUCUUCCGAUCAAAGGUCUUUACUUUUUCGUCACUGGCUCCCCUCAGAGUAGUCAGGUAACCGUGAUAAGCUAUGCCGGGAAGCUUAGGAUUGGCAUUGGAGUAGAGAAAGACUUUAUAGAUCCACACAAGUUCAAGUCAUGCAUCGCUGAUGCAUUCAAUUUGAUAUCCCAAGCUGCGGUUGUUCCAUAGAUACCAUCAAUCUUCUUUCUUAUGCAGCUUCCUGUAGAAUGGCAUUAACUGAAAAGCUGUUUUAUUUGCAUUGUACUGCAGUGAUUAAUUUGAUACAAACUUUACAUCGUCUGUAUGUUUUGUUACUAAUCUCUACUGAGCAUUUCUUUGUAAAAAGGGUGAAUGGUGUUUCUUCUUCAUACUAAA